AUGGGCUCUUUCGAAGAGCUUAUCGACACCGCCGUGCGGAAUCGUGAUAUCCCUGGAAUCAUGCUUCACGCUCAAGACAAGUCUGGCGAUUUUCAAUACUCACAUGUGUACGGGGAUGACUUGAAAGGCGCAAAGCCUCUGUCAAGUGACAACAUUCUCACUCUUGCCUCGGUCACGAAGCUCUUCACCACAAUCGCUGCAUUGCAGCUUGUGGAGCGCGGCAUCCUGACCCUCGACGGUGAUGUAGCAAAACACAUACCGACACUGGCGCAGAAGCCCGUUCUCACCGGCUUCACCGAAUCCGGGAAGCCCAUCGAAGUCCAGCGCAAGAAGCCCAUCACCUUGCGCCACCUGCUCACCCACAGCGCCGGAAACAGCUACGACUUUCUCAGCGACGCGACGCGGGAGUGGCAGUCUUUCCACGGGAUCAAACCCGUGCGCGGGUCCACCGUCGAGGAGCGCUUCGGGUACCCGUUGAACUACGAGCCCGGAGAGGAUUGGGCUUACAGUUCGAGCUCGGAUUGGACAGGGAAGCUGAUUGAGAAUGUGUCGGGAAAGUCGCUUGAGCAGUACAUGCGGGAAAACAUCUGGGACCCCAUGGGCGCGGCGAGUUUCACGUUCGACGUUGAGUCUGCGAGACCCAAGUUGUGGGGCAUGAACACCCGUGCUAAGGAUACGGGGAAGAUCAUCCUUCAUCGCGGACGAGAGUUGAAUCAGGGAGUAACGGAGUGUCUUGGUGGACAAGGAUCGUACGGCUCGGCUCCAGAUGUCUUGCGGGUGUUGCGUUCGUUGCUGGUCGAUGAUGGCAAGCUGCUGAGCCCAACAAUGACUGCAGAGAUGUUCAAGCCUCAGCUCUCGUUGCAGGCUAAAAGGGGUCUGUUGAGUGCAUUGGAAGAGCCGGAGUGGGCGGUUGGUCAUUUCCCAGUCACGGGUGAGUACGACUGGGGUCUUGGAGGGCUGCUUGUGGACGGAGACAGUCACCCGUACCGCCGUAACGGAACCUUGAUGUGGAGUGGCGCGUCAAACGUUUUCUGGUGGAUUGACCGGCAAACUGGACUGUGUGGUUUCUUUGCCACACAGAUGCUCCCCGCGGCGGAAGAAGGGGUUCGGCCGUUCAUCAAGGCCUUUGAGGACGAAAUGUACUCGAAGAUGAAGAGUUCCAAGACUCGCGCGGUGCUUUGA
Molecule: messenger RNA, 1182 nt
Organism: Colletotrichum orchidophilum
Lineage: Eukaryota; Fungi; Ascomycota; Sordariomycetes; Glomerellales; Glomerellaceae
Product: beta-lactamase
Exons: 3
Coding region: 1-1182 (393 amino acids)
Source: RefSeq, a predicted model, not a curated record